CCAUUAGUACCUAUUUGCUUGUGUUUGGUUAACUAAUUCCGGGUUUUAGAUAUGGGAUAUGCUGGAGCCUGAACCCUUAUUCAAAGUCUACAGUCACGACAGUGGUCUUAACGAAGCGUUCCGCCUUGCUCAUAUGGUAGCAAUAUUAGGCCCACCACCUUUGGAUUUUUUGAAGAGGAGUGCCACCUCAGCAAAAUAUGGGGAUGAUGAUGGAAAGUGGAAAGGGUCUGUCCCGAUCCCACCGCCGACAAGUCUCGAGUCCCGAUUUACGCAAUUCGAUGGGCAGCGCAAGACAAAAUUCCUCGAUUUCAUUCGGAAAUUGCUCGAAUGGGAUCCACAACAGCGGCCUUCAAGUGGAGAUGCGUAUAUGCAUCCAUGGUUAGCUGAAGUUCGGGGAGAGGAAGACGAUUCGUAAGUUUGGUUGAAAGUUGGCAACCAAAAAAGUCCGUUGGGCAGAGUCCGUAAAUGAGCAAAAUGAGCGUAUCACAGCGCGACCUCGAACAAAGAUGUUAUAAAGCUCAUGAUAGAUAUUUCCGUGGCCUUCGACCUGCAGCAACACCAAAGAUGAGGAUACAUCUUUAACUAUAUUUGCAGGUAAGUCAACAUCGCAGCGCAUUCCUAAUAAGAAAUUUCCG
Molecule: messenger RNA, 635 nt
Organism: Pyricularia grisea
Lineage: Eukaryota; Fungi; Ascomycota; Sordariomycetes; Magnaporthales; Pyriculariaceae
Exons: 1
Coding region: 59-415 (118 amino acids)
Biological process (GO): peptidyl-threonine phosphorylation; positive regulation of DNA-templated transcription; peptidyl-serine phosphorylation
Cellular component (GO): nucleus
Molecular function (GO): transcription coactivator activity; protein serine/threonine kinase activity
Source: RefSeq, a predicted model, not a curated record